UUCCGCACUCUCGAGAUGGUUGCGUCCAUAGAGAAUGAUCAGAGUCAUGUCUCUGAGUUCCUCCGCCUCCUGUCUGCCCGACUGCCCGCCGGCGUUACCGGCACCACGCUGGCCAUGUGGACCCUGGUGUUGGUACUGGCUGUCCGUCUGUCUUUGUGGGUGGUGAGCUUCAUAGCGUGGCAGGUAAAGAUCAGGAGGGCCGUGAAGCAGUUUCCUGAAUUCAACCGUGACUUGACGGCGAUAUUGUCUCUGGUUGAGCACAACCGUUCCCAUGUCUAUUGGCUGGGUUCCCUUAUUGCCACUAUAGCCUGCAGCCAUCCCGAGAACAUUAAGCCAAUCUUGAGUGGUAAAACACAAAAGACUGACUGGGCGUACAGAAUGUUUAGACCAUGGCUCGGAGACGGUCUUCUAACAAGUGAAGGCAGCAAGUGGCAGAGGAACAGACGUCUGCUGACGCCGGCUUUUCACUUCGACAUCCUGAAGCACUAUGUGAAGCUGUUCUCUGAGUCAACAGUCGUGCUUCUGGAUAAGUGGACGUCACGUGGUCCGGGCACAUCUGUUGAGUUAUUCGACCAUAUCGGGCUGAUGACGUUGGACAACAUACUGAAAUGCAGCCUGAGUUACAACAGCAGUUGCCAGACUGACGGCAAGUCGGCCCCUUAUAUCCUGGCUGUACACGACUUGAACAGACUGUUCUAUGAACGGACCGAGAAUCCACUGCACCAUAUUGACUUCAUCUACUAUCUCAGUACAAGAGGACGCCGAUUCCGCCAGGCCUGCAAGACCGUUCACGGUUUCUCCGAACAGGUCAUAACGAAAAGGAAAGAAGAACUGAAGAAAGAAGACUUCACUUUAACGAGGACAAGAAGUGGGAAAUGCUUGGACCUUUUGGAUAUCUUGUUGCAAGCAAAGGAUGAAGACGGUACCGGGCUGAGUGUUUCCGAGAUCCGAGACGAAGUCAACACUUUCCUGUUCGGCGGCCACCAUACCACUGCCAGUGGAAUCAGCUGGACACUGUUCCACUUGGCCCAAAACAAGGACUAUCAGGACAAGUGCAGGAGGGAGGUGGAAGAAGCGCUUCAUGGACGGAUUCAAAUGACAUGGCAUGACAUUGGCAAACUACCGUUCAUCACCAUGUGCAUCAAAGAGAGCAUGCGCUGUGUUCCUCCAAUUCCUCGAACUAUGCGAUCCUUGAAGCAGGACAUGACCUUCCCUGAAGGAAAAUCGUUGCCAAAGGGUAGCCCAACUUUUGCUGAUUUCCUUGGACUCCAUAGGAACACAGAAAUUUGGCCAAAUCCUACGGUGUAUGAUCCUUACCGCUUCUCACCUGAGAACAUGGAGAACAGAUCUCCCCACGCUUUCCUGCCAUUCUCUGCAGGACCAAGGAACUGCAUCGGGCAAAACUUCGCCAUGAACGAGAUGAAGGUGGCGGUGGCGCUGAUCCUGCAGCGUUUCCAGCUGGAGCUGGACGAGACCAAACCUCCGGCCGUCCCCUGUGACAGCAUAACUCUACAGGCUAAGGAUGGGAUUUGGGUGAAAGUUCACCCGGUCAAUACCAAUACUUAAGGAGACGAAGAGCACGAUCUACAGGUGUUACAUUUUUUCAUCAAAGAGUACGUUAUUUCUGUAUUCUUUGCCAGAAUUUAGGAAAUGUAUUUUCUUUGUUUUAACUGUUUACACUAACAGACUGUGUUAGUUUCGCGGUUCAUUGAUGUUUGCUUGAGCAUACAUGGCGACAAAUGUAAUGUUAUGUAAUGUUAUGUUGUAUCUCCGCUAGUACGAGUACAUGUCUCACGGUUUUAAUCGUAUAGCUAUAGGCUUUUCUUGUGAAAUCUUUAAGUGAACAGAAACGUAUUUUAAAAAAUAGUUAGUGAUAAAACAACUGAUGAGCCUUCAUUCUUACCUACAUGUAGCAGUAUGCAAGUUCUAAGAGGAUGGUUAAGGUAUUUAAUUGUGGAAUUAUGAAAUAUUUCUGCCUUCCGAUAAUGACGAAAAAGUCAAUGUCAACAGCUGUUUUAGAUUUUCUUCUAGAAUCUAAAUGUUAUUGCGUAAUGAAUAGAUUUUAAAUCAGUUGAAAAAGGAACCACAGUUCCUUAUGUCGUUUAUGAUUAAAUUCUUGUUUGGUAAAAAACUCCAGAUAUCUCAUAAUUACGUUCUAAGCUGAAAAACGUAAGUGUGGGCCAUAUACUACAUGAACGAAGACAAUAAAAGUCUGUAACUGC
Molecule: messenger RNA, 2222 nt
Organism: Branchiostoma floridae (Florida lancelet)
Lineage: Eukaryota; Metazoa; Chordata; Leptocardii; Amphioxiformes; Branchiostomatidae
Product: cytochrome P450 4F22-like
Exons: 12
Coding region: 16-1566 (516 amino acids)
Molecular function (GO): oxidoreductase activity, acting on paired donors, with incorporation or reduction of molecular oxygen; iron ion binding; monooxygenase activity
Source: RefSeq, a predicted model, not a curated record